UGUUAAUUUUAAAUAAAAUCUAUUCAAUAGAACGAAGUUUAAGUAAUAAUGUUUAAAAACAUUUUGCUGUGUAUAUAUUUUUUAGCUUCAAUAAUUACAAUCAAAGUAUAUGGUAAAAUAAAAGAUGAAGUUUUAAAAGAAAUGUUACAACAACGAGAAGUUCCUCUUCCGCCAAUAGAAAUAACGGAUAUUGUAAAAUCUUUAAAAGUCAUGAACUAUAUAGUUGGAGAUGUAAUUGAUGAUGUAAUAAAUUUUUUUAUUGUGAAAAGCCAAAAACAAGACACUAUUUUAUAUAUUUCGACAUAUAUUUAUAGUUCUAUAUGUGGAAAUAACUAUUUACCUUUAAUCGAUCACAUACAUAAUACAAUCACUUCAAAAGAAACUCUCAUUUUAGUUAAUGUAAACGUUUUUUCAGCUCAUUGGAUUUUGGGAGUAAUUAAUUUGAAAAAAAAAAAAAUUAUUAUUUUAGAUUCAAAAAAAUCAUCAAUUCCUUUAAAGCAGUUUGAACAUUUACAUUUUAUAAUGUGUGCAUACUUAAAUGUAAAAACAUUUAAUGCUAAAUCAAAGCUCAAACCAAUUGAGAGUAAAUGCAAGUUUAUUUUUGACGAGAAUGCUGUACAGCAAAGGAAUCCAUUUGAUUGUGGUAUAUUUGUAUGCAUACAUGCAUUUCAUUAUAUAACCGAUUUUCCUACAUUUUUUAAAGGGACAAUAUGGGGUAGACAAUGGCUUUUUUAUUGUUAUACGGAAUAUGAAAAAUUUAAAAAUACCAGCGCUUAUAAAGAUUUUCUACCCAAUCAUAAAUCAUUAAAUGAAGAUGUUAUUAAAAAUAUUAUUGAUAAAACUAAGCAAGAGAAAAUAGAGGUUAAAAGUGACCAAGUUAUAAAAAAAAAUAUAAAAUAAAAUAAGAUAAAAAAAAUAAAUAUAUUGUUGUUUUAAAAUGCUUGUUAUUAUAUAAUA
Daktulosphaira vitifoliae (grape phylloxera) is the source of this 957-nucleotide messenger RNA. RefSeq lists its product as uncharacterized. The transcript is spliced from 2 exons. Gene Ontology annotation, biological process: protein desumoylation. Gene Ontology annotation, cellular component: nucleus. NCBI's taxonomy places the organism in Eukaryota, Metazoa, Arthropoda, Insecta, Hemiptera, Phylloxeridae. The record is from RefSeq and is a predicted model, not a curated record. Bases 49 to 900 code for a protein of 283 amino acids. Gene Ontology annotation, molecular function: deSUMOylase activity.